AUGGGAAGCCCAAUGGAAUUGCAAAUGCUGGCAGAAGAGCAUCAAAACUUACACAUUAUUAAACUUGAUGUUAUCAGUCAAGAGAGUAUGGACCGAGCCGUGUCUGAGGUGGAACAGCUCAUUCAAGAAGAGGAUAUUAACUUUCUUAUUAACAAUGCUGGCAUUAAUGUUGUAACCGAAUUUGAUACUGUCACUUCAGAGAAAAUGUUGGAAAACCUAUUUACUAGUACCAAUUCUGUUGCUCCAUUGAUGAUCACCAAGGCAAUGUUUCCACUAUUGAAGCAAGCAGCUGCUAAAGGAACAGGCAUGGGCAUCCACAGAACAGCAGUCAUGAAUUUGUCCUCCCUGCUGGGUUCAGUGAAACAAGCCAACACUUUCAAAUGGUACCCCUACAGGACAUCAAAGAGUGCACUAAACAUGGUCACCAGAUGCUUGGCAAUGGAUCUAGAGGCAGAUGGGAUCCUGUAUGGUCUGCAUUUGGACUGGGUAAGCACUGAUAUGGGAGAGCCAGAGAUUGUAGCAUGA
This is a messenger RNA of Xyrauchen texanus (razorback sucker), 525 nucleotides long. RefSeq lists its product as uncharacterized. NCBI's taxonomy places the organism in Eukaryota, Metazoa, Chordata, Actinopteri, Cypriniformes, Catostomidae. The record is from RefSeq and is a predicted model, not a curated record.